AUUCCCAUUCCCAUUCGAUUUUAAAAAAAGUUUUCUUUAAAACCAAAUCUUUGCUUCUACACUCCAUCAUGGCAUUAACUUCACAAUAUUCAUCACUUCGAUCAUCCACUUCAUCAUCACAUUUAGUUUACUUUGAAAUCUUAAUCUUGAUCUUACCAUUCCCAUUGGAUUUCUUACUACAUCUUUAUCUGAACUUGAUUGGAUCCUUGAUUGAUGAAUUCACUUUGAAAUUCCAUCAACUUUCAAAUCGAGUAGAAAUCAUUUAUUCGAUUUCUUGUCAUCAGUUUUUGAAUUUUUUAUUUUAUUUAAUUCAACUCAAGUUUAUCUUUGGUGAACCAUUUCCAAUCUCAAGUACAACUAAACCAUUUGAUUCUUAUCAUUUGUUAUCUUCUUCAAAUCAACAACAACAACCAUCAUCACCACAUUCAAAACUUUCAUCUUAUUCUAAUUCAAGAGCUUCAAUCUUAAUCACUAAUAAUUGUGAUCAUCAUCCAUUAGCCCUUAAUUUAGCUUUAGAAUUCGCUAAAGUAGGUUAUCAUGUCUUUUUACAAGUCUCAUCUCAUUCUCAAUUAUCUGAAGUUAUCUUGAGAUGGCAAAGACUUAAAUCUCAAAUUAAUAAAUCACAUCAAUCUCAAUUACCUUUAAACCAACUCUUUUCAAUCCAUCAACCAGAUUCACAUCAACCUCAUUCACAAAAAUCGACCAUCACCGGUUCUUUGAUUCCAUUGGUUUAUACAACUCAUCAUUUAGAUCAACGUAAUGAUGCUAUUUCCACUAUCAGGGCUUAUGCUAGAGAAGAAUCUUUUGAUAUGAUGUCUUUGAUUCAUGUUAUUCAUCCUCAAUUCAUUCGUCAAUCUCAUUUAAAUCCUCCCUUGACGCCUACUCCUAGUCUUUCACCUAGUCUUUCACCUUCUAGAUCAACUCGUAGAUUAUCAGUCACCUCUCAUGAUCCAAUCGGGCUAAGUUCUCCUACUCAUCAUGUCAUGAAUUUAAACCAUCAUAGUUCAUCUUCAUCAUUAAAUAUCUCAUCACCUACCACUACAUUUUAUCCAAACCAUCAAAUCCCAAUCUCAUCUUGUUCAGAAUCAUAUUUAUUUGAUACAUUCAAUGAUCUUUUAUUGGGACCUUUAUCACAUACACAAGAUUUCUUACCUACCUUGAUUUCACUCAAAGGUAGAGUUUUACAUAUUUGGGCUUCAGAACAGAAGCGUGAUGGUGGAAAAGUGGAUGAAGAUGAUUCGAUUAAUUUGAUGGGACUCGGUAGAGAUGGGGUUAAGAGAAUGGUGAAAAUGUUGGGAUCUGAACUUAAAGCUUUUGGAAUUCCUGUUUCAUUGAUUUUUACAAAGACUAAUAAAUGUAAAAAGAUUAAGGUUUCCAAUCAUCAAUUAACAAAUGAUGUUAGAAGUAUCUUAACUGAAGAAUCAGAUCCCUUAAUCUUAAGAACAUUCCAAAAUCAAGUAGAAAUUAAACAAGAAGAAGAAAGAAAAUUUAAACAAAAGGAAGUAGAAGAAGAAGAAGAUGAAGAUGAAAAACCAAGAAGUCUUAUUGAGAUAUGUUCAAAGUGCUCUUGAAUCUCAAUUUCCUCAUGAACUUUAUCCAUUAAGUGUGAAAUCUUUAACAAAUGAGAUAUAUAAAACUUUUAAAGGGUUUUGGAUUAAGAAAUGAUUUUGGAGUUUGAUUUGAUUUCAUUGAUUUGUAGUUUGAAUUUUUCGUAUUUUUUGUAUUUUUUUUUCUUUAGUGGAUGGAAAUCUUUGGGGUUUUUUAAACUUCGUGUAUAUAGAAUCGUAUUAUCUCAUUUGUAAGAAAAAAAGUUUUUUCAAGUUGGAAUUGAAGUUUUUUUUCGAUUGGUUUCUUUUGUAACAGUUUCUUUUCUUCAUGUCACAUUAAGCCAUUUUUUGUUUCAAAGCAAUGUAAGAUUAUCGAAUAACCAUCUUUUUUGUAGUAAUAUUCAUGGUUUGCAGUUUAAUGUGAUGUGUAGGCUGACGUGUUCUGCCAUCAUCUGUUUUGC
Messenger RNA from Melampsora larici-populina 98AG31, 2008 nucleotides. RefSeq lists its product as uncharacterized. Lineage: Eukaryota; Fungi; Basidiomycota; Pucciniomycetes; Pucciniales; Melampsoraceae. The coding region runs from base 69 to 1571 and encodes 500 amino acids. The transcript is spliced from 4 exons. The record is from RefSeq and is a predicted model, not a curated record.